AUGCGCAAGCAACUCCUUGGUCUCUUCUGCCUUCUGGCCGGCGCCGCCUCCAUCCCGCUCAACACCACUUCACCAAUCCUCAAGGCCGCCCUCGUUCGUGCUCCUCCAGCCAUCUGGUCCGAGCCCAUCCUCAGCCGAGACUACCAUGGCGUGGAUAUCAACGCCACGACCACCCUGGGCGUGAGCUACAUCGAGCGCGCCGCAAGUGAAGGCGCCAACUUCGUUGCUUUUCCUGAGCUCUGGUUCCCGGGCUACCCCCGCGGCAACGACGCAGCAUGGAUCAAAAAGUGGGCAAAACAAUACGUCGCCAACUCCAUCACCCACGGUGACGGCAAUUGGAACAGACUUGUUGCAGCUGCAAAACGCAACGCCGUCUAUGUUGCCCUGGCGUACUCCGAGCGUGAAGGCGACUAUAUCUACAUGGCGCAAACACUCAUCAACCCUGCAGGCGAGGUGCUGAUCCACAGACACAAGUUGCGUCCGUCAGGUGGAGAACGGGAUAUCUGGAGCGAUGGGACAGUCGAUGGGUUGACAGUUGUGGAUACACCGUUUGGAAGGAUCGGGUUGCUGGAGUGUUGGGAACACUUCCACCCGUCAAUGACCUUUCCCAUGCAAGCACAGGCCGAAGCGAUUCAUAUCGGCGCCUUCCCGUACAUGCCUGACUAUGGGGUAGUUGGGGCUGAGGCGUGGGAAGCAGCAGAGGUGAAUAUGGCUGCGGCGUCUGUGUACGCUACGAACAGUGGCGCAUAUACCCUCAUUCCUGUCGUUGGGCGCGCUGCGGCAUUCUACCCAUCUGGACUGGAAAUGGCACACAUCUCGGCGAACGCGUCGUAUGUAGAGCAUCCGUACCUGCUAGUCUCUGUGAACACUACUGGCUUUACCAGGAAGCCGGCAUAUGAUGUUGAUGGGGAGCAGUCGUGGGGUGUAUUGGAGCAGAUCAGAGAUGGGUGGCCGGAGGGUGUGCCAAAGAUAAAAGGGGAGUUCACCGACAGAGUCUUGAAUUCUGUUUAUGAUUUUUAG
Molecule: messenger RNA, 1020 nt
Organism: Aspergillus mulundensis
Lineage: Eukaryota; Fungi; Ascomycota; Eurotiomycetes; Eurotiales; Aspergillaceae
Exons: 3
Coding region: 1-1020 (339 amino acids)
Molecular function (GO): catalytic activity
Source: RefSeq, a predicted model, not a curated record